AUGAGGCUGCAUCUUGCGCCCAUCCCCUUGACUCACGGGCUUCCUCAUGCAUCAACACGACAUGUCCCUACUCUCGUUGACUCGUUCAAUCGACGACACGAUUAUCUGCGGAUAUCACUCACCGAGAGAUGUAACCUACGCUGCUUCUACUGCAUGCCAGAAGAAGGUGUCGAGUUAUCACCGACCGGGAAACUGCUCACGGACGACGAGGUCGUGCGGCUAGCAGAGCUAUUCGUCCGGACGGGCGUGACGAAGAUUCGGCUGACGGGCGGAGAACCAACCGUCCGCAAAGGGAUAACCGAUAUAAUAGCUCGCCUCCACACUUUGCGUAAGCUUGGGUUGAAGUCCCUUGCGAUGACAAGCAACGGCAUCGCGCUGCAUCGCAAGCUCCCAUGCAUGGUCGACAAUGGACUUACGCAUCUGAAUUUAAGUCUCGAUACGCUGGACCCUGACAAGUUCAUGAUAAUGACGAGGCGCCGAGGGCACGAAGCAGUACUACGAACGCUCGAUGAGGCCCUGAAUAAUCCCGGCCUGCGACAAGUCAAGUUGAACAUCGUCGUCAUCAAGGGGCUCAACGACGCUGAAGUCUUCGACUUCAUCGAAUUGACGAAGGAUCGUCCUCUAUCUGUGCGCUUCAUUGAGUUCAUGCCCUUUACCGGUAACAAGUGGGACCAACAGAAAAUGCUCUCGUCGUCCGAGCUACUUGAGCGAAUAUCGCGAAGGCAUCCGGACAUUGUCCGCGUUACGGACGAGGCCAAUGACACGGCGCGGUCAUGGGCGCUACCAGGAUACAAAGGAUCCUUUGGCUUCAUCAGCAGCAUGUCAGACCAUUUCUGCGCUUCGUGUAAUCGCCUGCGAAUUACAGCCGAUGGGAACAUCAAGGUCUGCCUAUUCGACGCCAAAGAAAUCUCCUUGCGAGAUCGCAUGCGCGCAGGCGCGUCCGAUGCUGAACUCCUCGACCUCAUUCGAAUUGCGGUCCUAGGGAAGCAGGAGAAACAUUCUGACAUGCAAGAUAUUGACGUGAAGACGAAUCGCCCGAUGAUAUUGAUAGAUCAGCAUGGGCGUGCAUCGAUGGUCGACGUCGGAGACAAAGCCCCUUCAUCGCGGUCCGCGACCGCCACUGGUCGCAUCAUCAUUCCAUCCUCGGCCUACGAACUGGUCACUGGCGAUUAUCCAUCCGGUUCUGCACUGACAGACGAUGUUGUGGCCUCUCAGGCGAAGGCCCGGCGCAAGGGCGAUGCUCUCACCGUCGCUCAGCUGGCCGCGAUCAUGGCCAGCAAGAAGACCUCCGACCUCAUCCCCCUCUGUCACCCCCUUCCAUUGACUAAAGUCGAUGUCAGGCUGACCCCACAGGGGCAUACGGCAUCCGCGUCCGCCGGACCUCGUUACAGCAUACGAUGCGAAGCUACGGUGAAGUGCGAGGGCAAGACGGGGGUGGAGAUGGAAGCGCUGACUGCGGUGUCGGUCGGACUGCUGACGGUGUGGGAUAUGCUUAAAGCGGUCGCUGGGAAGGAGAUGGAGAUCACGGACAUCAAGGUGACGAAGAAGUCGGGCGGACGCAGCGGGGAUUUCACGAGAGGCGGAUAG
Molecule: messenger RNA, 1587 nt
Organism: Schizophyllum commune H4-8
Lineage: Eukaryota; Fungi; Basidiomycota; Agaricomycetes; Agaricales; Schizophyllaceae
Product: molybdenum cofactor biosynthesis prote
Exons: 8
Coding region: 1-1587 (528 amino acids)
Biological process (GO): Mo-molybdopterin cofactor biosynthetic process
Molecular function (GO): GTP 3',8'-cyclase activity; metal ion binding; cyclic pyranopterin monophosphate synthase activity
Source: RefSeq, a predicted model, not a curated record